AUGGCUACCAACACAACAACCUUCGGCGCGACCAUCGUGCCCACACCAACCCGCUCCGACACACUUCUUCACCUCGACUCGCCCGCUCUCACGCCCGUUGCAUCCCGCGAUGGCUCCCAGUCCGACCCAUACUCCGCACAGCCCCCUUCGAUCCAAUCGCCCUUCUACACACAUCCACCCGCCUCCAACGAGGUCGUACCACAACACACCAAAUCCACCAGUACCUCGAUCAAGGACACCCUCGCCGUCUUCGAGAAGGACGUGGAAAGCGGUAAUGCCACUCCCCUCACCCCGGCCGACGAAGAGGACCCCUUCUCCCGCCCCAUCAAUGUCGAAUCCAACAAGGAAGACACCAUGUGGCCUUCCAAGCAGACCCUGAAGCAGAAGCGGAAAGAGGAGAGGCAGCUGAGGAGAGAUCGGAAGGGAUGUACGGGCUGCGCGCCGUUGAGGAAUCAUUGGAGUGAGAUGAGUCGAAAGCAGAGACUGGGCGUGAAGAUUGGGAUCGCGGCCUUUCUGAUCGGCGUUGCCGUUGCCUUGGGUGUGGGCAUCAGUGUGGCUGUGAAGGGCACCUACUAUGUUGCCGAUGGAAGUUCCAAGUCGAUUGGAUAG
Messenger RNA from Lecanosticta acicola, 609 nucleotides. NCBI's taxonomy places the organism in Eukaryota, Fungi, Ascomycota, Dothideomycetes, Mycosphaerellales, Mycosphaerellaceae. The record is from the annotation of a GenBank genome assembly.